This is a messenger RNA of Coffea eugenioides, 540 nucleotides long. RefSeq names its product precursor of CEP9-like. NCBI's taxonomy places the organism in Eukaryota, Viridiplantae, Streptophyta, Magnoliopsida, Gentianales, Rubiaceae. Gene Ontology annotation, cellular component: extracellular region. Bases 1 to 540 code for a protein of 179 amino acids. Gene Ontology annotation, molecular function: hormone activity. Gene Ontology annotation, biological process: root development; nitrate import; regulation of root development. The record is from RefSeq and is a predicted model, not a curated record. The transcript has a single exon.
AUGGCCUGGAACAAACACAUUUAUAUUUGCGGUUUCCUUCUUACGGUUAUUGCCGGCCAUGCUUUUCUCUGUACAGGGGGAAGGCAACUAAAAGAGAUCAACAAACAGAAAUCUGAUCAUUUUAAAGAUGAGAAAGGACAGGGAAAUCGGGGCAAAGAACCAAUAGGCUCAAAGCAUAUCCCACUGGGGCACAAAGGUGAUCUUCACGUAACGUGGACCCUUGCUAGUCAUGAAAUUUCAGAAGCGAAAGAAUCUUUCCCACCAACGUCGAGAGUCAGUCCAAAUCCAAAUCCUGGAUUUGGCAGCUCACUAACAGCAUACGUGAAUGGUUUUCAACCUACAACACCAGGAAACAGUCCAGGAGUUGGUCAUUCAUAUGUAGGAGGAAAGGCGGAGAAUAAGCAAAAUGCACCAAAUAGUACGUCCAGUGUAGCUCAUGCUCUCGAGUCAAACCCCGAUGAUUUCCGACCCACAGGACCAGGUCGCAGCCCUGGUGUUGGCCAUUUCUACCGAAGCGCAAACUCAGAGCCAAAUGUGUAG